Messenger RNA from Dovyalis caffra, 732 nucleotides. NCBI's taxonomy places the organism in Eukaryota, Viridiplantae, Streptophyta, Magnoliopsida, Malpighiales, Salicaceae. The record is from the annotation of a GenBank genome assembly.
AUGAAUUCUAUGUUCAGUUCUUUUGAUGCUUUGAGUGCUGAGUCCUUGGGCCUGAAAUUGAGGUCCCCUUUUGCGCUUGCAACUAUGGAUUGUAAUAGCAAGAGGGUUUUGAAUGGUAGUGGUAACACUAAGGUGGCAGAAGAUAAGUUGAUCAAGAAUCAAGAAGGAAGCUCCUCAAGAUCGUUGACCAGGAAACAGGGGAAGAAGAUGCCAAGGUUUGCACCAGAGCUUGAUGGGCUCAACUGUUUUGAGACCAUUCUUUCAAACGGUCUUCUACUACUUCCUGAGAUUUGGGGUGAUCAAGAUUUCCUUGAAGAGAUCAUGAAUUCUAUGUUCAGUUCUUUUGAUGCUUUGAGUGCUGAGUUCUUGGGCCUGAAAGUGAGGUCCUCUUUUGCUCUUGCAACUAUGGAUUGUAAUAGCAAGAGGGUUUUGAAUGGUAGUGGUAAUAGUAAGGUGGCAGAAGAUAAGUUGAUCAAGAAUCAAGAAGGAAGCUCCACAAGAUCGUUUACCAGGAAACAGGAGAAGAAGAUGCCAAGGUUUGCACCAGAGCUUGAUGGGCUCAACUGUUUUGAGACCAUUCUCCUAUGGCCUUUGGAAUUGGCCCUCAUGGAAGUUACCACAUGUGGGGAUCCAAAAAUAAUGAAUGAACAGCUCAUUUCUAGCUUUCACAUUUUGACUACUAUGGCUGCAUGUUUUCUACACAAGGAACUGCUCACCCCAGCUGUUGCUUGA